Messenger RNA from Histoplasma capsulatum G186AR, 939 nucleotides. RefSeq lists its product as uncharacterized. Gene Ontology annotation, molecular function: protein binding. The transcript is spliced from 2 exons. Lineage: Eukaryota; Fungi; Ascomycota; Eurotiomycetes; Onygenales; Ajellomycetaceae. Bases 1 to 939 code for a protein of 312 amino acids. The record is from RefSeq and is a predicted model, not a curated record.
AUGUCAGGCACCCCAUAUCUGCCAGACGAAAUAUGGCGGUUAGUUCUUCAGAACGCCCUUGACAGUAUCCGAUUCGAGGGGAGGUUUGACGUCCAUGUUCUGAGCGUUUUUGUUGAACGGGUGAUAUCAGAUACGUCACCAGGUCUAUUUUGUUUCUUGCAGCUGUAUCCGGCAUUUAUGGCUCGGGUGACUGUCGAACUAUCUCUUCGGGGCCGCUUUCGAGAAUCUUGCGGGCUUGUUAAUGCUAUACGUUCAACAGCGGACUACAUGGUUACAAAUCUCCCCUACGAUUAUCAGAAGGACCGGGAUGUACUACUCGAGAGUUGUGUCAAGUCUCUUUGUGGGGUGGCUUUAGUACAUCUUACCGAUUCGAGGAUGUCCGUGAAAUUACGGCUGAGGAACCAGAGCUCCCCUCGCAAAACAGAUGCUCUGGACCGCGCUCUAGCAGCGGCAACAUAUGAGAAUCAUGUUGACCUUAUCAAAAUUGUUCUGGAAAAGGGAGCAAACAUUGACCAUGAGGAUAUAUAUUUCGGAAAUGCUUUAUAUACCGCUGUUUCUCUGGGGAAUUCCGAAUCCACAUCCCUCCUACUAGAAAAUGACGCAACCUUGGCGUAUUGCGAUAUGUUAGGGAAGACAGCCCUGCACAUCGCCGCCAUAAAGGGAUUCGCCGAUUGUGUACACCUGAUACUCAAAUACGCACCCAACACUGUUGUUGAUCGUCUGGACCAUGCGGCGCGCACAGCUCUCUCGUGGGCAGCGGAACGGGGUCAUUUAAAGGUUGUAAAACUUCUCUUGCAGAUUGGAAAUGCAGAUCCCCAUACACGGGAUUCUAGAAAUGUCACUCCAUUGGAAUUUGCUGCCACCAAAGAUCAUUACGAUGUGGUGGAAUUUCUUACUGAUUGGAUCCGGAGCGACCAUCUUUUCGAACGGGUGGCGUGA